GAGCGCAAAUUACCCAAUCCUGACAAAGGAAUCGCAACCAGAUUUUCUGCCUUUAAAUAUCAAAACCCAAAGCGUCACACACCCACAAGCACAAAAUGGAGGCAGUGGCGCCUGCCCUUCCCGCCAAAGCAACAGCUGCAAUAACCACCAUCACCCACUUCCCAGAAAACCCAAGAAGAUUAAUCUUGAAACACUGCAAAACUACGAGAGACCUCAACCAAAUACACUCCCAUCUCGUCAAAACUGGACUCCACCGCAACCCGACCGUCACUGAGAACCUCCUUGAAUGCGCUGCCAUCCUACUUCCCACGAAAACCAUGGACUAUGCUCUCUCGAUUUUUGGCGAAAUCGAUGAACCUGAUUCGUUGGCUUAUAAUGUCAUGCUACGAGCCUUCACAUUGAGAGAGUCCCCACAUCAAGCCUUAAUCUUGUUCAAAAAAAUGCUGGAAAAAGCUGUACAACCUGAUGAAUUCACAUUCACUUGUGCCUUAAAAACUUGUUCCAAACUACGAGCGUUGAGCGAAGGCAAACAGAUACAUGCCCAUUCCGUCAAGUGUGGCCUAGUUUCCAAUUGUUUUGUACAGAACACUUUGAUUCGUAUGUAUGCAAACUGUGGCAGUAUGGAGGUUGCACGUCAAGUGUUCGACGCAUUGCCAGAAAGGGAUAUUGUUGCGUGGAAUUCCUUGUUUUCUGGGUAUAGUAAGAAUGGUUGUUGGGAGAAUGUUGUGAAGCUAUUUCGUGAAAUGUUGGAAUUGGAUUUCAAAUUUGAUGGGGUGACAUUGAUAUGUGUUUUGACGGCGUGCGGAAAAUUAGCUGAUGUGGAACUGGGGAAGUGGAUUGAUGAAUACAUAAGCGCAAAUGGACUUGAGGGGAAUCUUAAUUUAUCAACUGCAUUGGUUGAUAUGUAUGCUAAAUGCGGUCAGGUGGAGACUGCACGAAGAUUAUUCAACCAAAUGGAUCAAAGGGAUGUUGUUGCAUGGAGUGCCAUGAUUUCUGGGUAUAACCAAGCAAGGCGAUGUAGGGAGGCACUUGAUCUUUUCAAAGUGACGCAAAUGGAGAAUGUCGAACCUAACGAGGUACUGUUGGCGAGUGUGAUUUCUUCUUGUGCGGUACUUGGAGCCCUAGAAACUGGUAAAUGGGUUCACCUGUAUGUAAAGAAGAAGAGGAUUGAGCUGAAUGUUACCCUUGGUACUGCACUAAUGGACUUCUAUGCCAAAUGCGGGGAAGUUGAGGAUCUUAUUGAAGUGUUUCGUAGGAUGCGUCUGAAAAAUGUAUAUUCUUGGACAGUGCUAAUUCAAGGUCUUGCUAAUAAUGGAGAGGGUAAAAGAGCUCUCGACUACUACUAUUCGAUGAGGGCAAAAAAUGUUCUACCAAAUGAUGUGACUUUCAUUGCUGUACUUUCUGCUUGUAGUCACGGAGGGCUAGUCGACGAGGGUCGUGAACUCUUUCUCAGUAUGAGUAAAGAUUUUGGGAUUGAACCUCGGAUGGAGCAUUAUGGUUGCAUGGUAGACAUUCUUGGAAGAGCUGGAUUGAUUGAAGAGGCAUUACAGUUUAUAGAAGACAUGUCUAUCCAACCCAAUGCAGUUAUCUGGAGAACAUUGCUGGCUUCAUGCAGACCUUAUAAAAACGUUGAAAUUGCAGAAGAAGCAGUGAACCACCUGGUGAGAUUGGAACCAAUGCACGGUGGGGAUUACAUACUUCUAUCUGAUGUUUAUGCAUCGGUUGGCAAGUGGGCGGAUGCAACGAGAGUGAGAAAUGAAAUGAAAGCAAAAGGGAUCAAGAAGACUCCUGGUUGUAGCUUGAUUGAGUUGGAUGGAGAAAUUUUUGAAAUUUUUUCUGAACACCGCGUGCAUCCACAAUCCAAGGAGAUCUACAAUGCAACUGAAAAAAUGAUGACAUCCAUCAAGACAGCCGGCUAUAUACCCAACACUGCCGUUGCCAGACUAGACGCGGAAGAGAAGGAUAAAGAAACCGCAGUAUCUCACCAUAGUGAGAAGCUGGCUAUUGCCUUUGCACUCAUCAAAACUCAUCCUGGAGCUACAAUUCGAAUAUCAAAGAAUUUAAGAGUUUGUUUGGACUGCCACAAUGCAAUAAAGAUAAUCUCUAAGGUAUACAACAGAGAAAUUGUUGUUAGGGAUCGGAAUCGUUUCCAUCAUUUCAAAGAAGGGCAGUGUUCCUGUAAAGACUUUUGGUAAACCUCGUCACCCUCUUUGCUUCUUCUCUUGAAUGUUUCCCACUGUUAUGUGGCCACCGUAAGAGGUGGCUUCAACUCAGAGCAUCAAGUACAUUGAUUUAAACAUAACUGUAUUUAGCUGUUUCUUUUUGAA
This is a messenger RNA of Tripterygium wilfordii, 2327 nucleotides long. RefSeq names its product pentatricopeptide repeat-containing protein At1g08070, chloroplastic-like. The record is from RefSeq and is a predicted model, not a curated record. The coding region runs from base 96 to 2195 and encodes 699 amino acids. The transcript has a single exon. Gene Ontology annotation, molecular function: zinc ion binding; RNA binding; protein binding. Gene Ontology annotation, biological process: RNA modification. Lineage: Eukaryota; Viridiplantae; Streptophyta; Magnoliopsida; Celastrales; Celastraceae.